CUCACCCCGCAUUCAAAAUCCAGCCAGCGAAGCGUGCGGACGUGAGGCGAAGACAAACAGUUGAAUAAAGAUACAUGUAAAGAGCCAGAGCAGAGCCAAGAACAAAGUGAACGAACUCGAAUCUGUGCUGUGGCGUGUGUGUGCGUAACAAUAAGCAACAAAGCAUUUAGUUAAUAUUCAAAGAAGAGAAAGUCAUUGAGUCAUCAGUCGAUUGCCCGCAAUUGUGCAAUUAUAAAAGAGAGACGAGACAAAGAGCAGCGGCAGCGGCAGCAAUGGCAGUGGCCUUCUACAUACCCGACCAGGCGACUCUGCUGCGCAAGGCGGCGCAACAGGAGCAGGAGCUGCUGCGCCUACGCGACUCCCAGUGGCGCUUCCUGGCCACCGUCGUCCUCGAGACCCUACGCCAGUUCAUGGACAGCGCGGCCAGCCAGUGCCUGCCACGGUCCGGGGGCGGACGCAAGUGCGGCAAGUACCGCAAGCCCUCCCAGUAAGCAGUAAGCGGAGCCGAAAGAGAGCCGUGGAGAGGAGCAGCAGCAAUAGCAACAGCAAAGAGAAGAGAACUACAGUCCAGUCCAGAAUUAUAAGUACAAAGGAAAAACCCAGUCAUGAAUCAGCCACAUUUCUGUCCAGGAUAUGCUUCAACCAGCCACCCAAGCCACCCAUCGACCACCGCCCCAGGACUCCCCCGACAAUAUUUUUUUUUUUUUUAGUUUAAUCAUCAAAGCGAUUGUGAUAAUGGUUUUGUUUCUACGAAAAAAUUAUACAACAAAAAAUGUAUGCAAAAAAAAACAACAAAAAAUCCCUAAAAGAAUAUUUUCACAAAAACAUUUUGUACGGAAAACAAAAAAAUAGUUUCUCUAGCAAUAAUUUCCAGAUUUUAAGCAUAUUUAAAUUAAUUGACAGACUCAACUCUCUAUGUAAUCUGAAAUAGAUUGUAAGAUCUUUUUUAAGCGAUUUUUUUUUCCGGAAGAUUUUUUUUCUAUCUCAAGAGCAAAAUACUGAAUCGAAUGUCGACGAUGAGGGUUUGCCAGAAAUUGUAUCAAUUUUUUGCCAAACAUAAAAGUCAAUAAAACAAACAAUGAGAAAAUUUAAACGAAAA
Drosophila miranda is the source of this 1099-nucleotide messenger RNA. Its product is annotated as cell death protein rpr. Lineage: Eukaryota; Metazoa; Arthropoda; Insecta; Diptera; Drosophilidae. The transcript has a single exon. The record is from RefSeq and is a predicted model, not a curated record. The coding region runs from base 273 to 491 and encodes 72 amino acids.